Messenger RNA from Eptesicus fuscus (big brown bat), 516 nucleotides. Its product is annotated as keratin-associated protein 9-1-like. NCBI's taxonomy places the organism in Eukaryota, Metazoa, Chordata, Mammalia, Chiroptera, Vespertilionidae. The transcript has 4 exons. The coding region runs from base 1 to 516 and encodes 171 amino acids. Gene Ontology annotation, cellular component: keratin filament. The record is from RefSeq and is a predicted model, not a curated record.
AUGUGCUGCUCCCCUUGCUGCCAGCCCACCUGCUGUGGAUCCACUUGCUGCCGCCCAUGCUGUGUGUCCAGCUGCUGCCAGCCUUGCUGCCGCCCAUGCUGUGGGUCCAGCUGCUGCCAGCCUUGCUGCCGCCCAACCUGGUGUCAGACCACCUGCUGUAGAACUACCUGUUGCCGGCCCAGCUGCUGCUGCCGCCCCUGCUGUGUGUCCAGCUGCUGUCAGCCCAUGUGCUGCUCCCCUUGCUGCCAGCCCACCUGCUGUGGAUCCAGCUGUUGUGGAUCCAGCUGUUGCCGGCCCAGCUGCUGCUGCCGGCCAUGCUGUGUGUCCUGCUGCUGCAGCCCAUGCUGUGUCUGCUGCCAGCCUUGCUGCAGCCCAUGCUGUGGGUCCAGCUGCUGCCAGCCUUGCUGCCGCCCAACCUGGUGUCAGACCACCUGCUGUAGAACCACCUGCUGCCGGCCCAGCUGCUGCUGCCGCCCCUGCUGUGUGUCCAGCUGCUGCCAGCCUUCUUGCUGCUGA